This is a messenger RNA of Durusdinium trenchii, 408 nucleotides long. Lineage: Eukaryota; Dinophyceae; Suessiales; Symbiodiniaceae. The record is from the annotation of a GenBank genome assembly.
GAGCUCAUUCGCAAGAUCGAGGAGCUGGGAGAGUCAGCCUCAUCCAGCAUGACGGUGAUGCAACUGAAGGCACUUCUGUCGGAGUUGAAGACGUCAGCCAAGGAGUCGGAUCGGUUUGCCCUUCAGACCAAGCUGCAGGCCUUGAACAAGGCCUCAAAGAAGAAGGCAACUCUUCAGGCACUGGCAGACGACAUGAACGUGUCCUACACAGCAAGCAACACCAUUCCCCAGAUCUAUGCGAAGGUCGAGGAGAAGGUUUCGAUGGAGCACCCAGGCAAUCCUUGGGACAAAGUGAAUUUCGGAAAGCAUGCGUUGGAGCGAGUGAAGGCCGAACUGGAACAACUGAAGUCGGAGAAUGCCCAGCUGACCCGACAGGCGGAGCGCAGCAAGUCCCGCAAGGAGAUGUGA